This is a messenger RNA of Kwoniella shivajii, 1485 nucleotides long. RefSeq lists its product as uncharacterized. The record is from RefSeq and is a predicted model, not a curated record. The coding region runs from base 1 to 1485 and encodes 494 amino acids. The transcript is spliced from 5 exons. Lineage: Eukaryota; Fungi; Basidiomycota; Tremellomycetes; Tremellales; Cryptococcaceae.
AUGCCAGAACUCAUUGAAUGGCCAUGCGACGUUCCCGGAUGCCAAAAUUUCGUAUGUGAGCAAGGUGCAAUUUGCUACAUGUGUUUUGAAGUUCGAUGUGAUGAGCACGAUAAAUCACCUCUUCAUGCAUGUCGUGAACCUCAAACGAAUGCGGAGCGGCAACAGAGGAAGAAUAACACUAAAAAACGAUAUCUCGGGAUCUUACUGUCCAAAGUAGAGGAAUACAAACACGAAAUCAUCAAAGAUGCAGAACGACAUGGAUUGGGACAAUGCGAAUUGGUGCUUCCAACGGAUACCGAAGAAUUCUUUGAAUCCAGUCGAGCGUCCGGUUUCAACAUACAUUUCCCCCUGAAUUGGCAAGAUGGUACCAAGUGGCUUCUGCGGGUACGACAAGAUCUAGGUCAUCGACUACCCCGACAAGUACGUGAGCUCAGUAUCAGGAGUGAAGUGACAACAUUAUCAAUACUCCAAGAUAACGGUAUUCCUGUCCCCGCCGCUUGGCUACCUGCCUACAUUGGAACUGACGAAGAGGACCCUCAUUCAGAACCACCAUUUGAUUACUUUUUCUACGAGUUUCUGGAAGGUAAAACUUGGACUAUACCUAAACAUCCAUGGUAUGCCAUGGAUCUACCUCAAGAUACAUUAUCUCACUUCAUUGAAGGAUAUGCUAAACACCAAAUCCAGAUGUCUCUGAUCCAACUUCCUGUUAAGCAAAUUGGCUGCCUUCAACCAUCAAAGCUCACAGAAACAGUAGAAGCUGGUCCAAUAAUCGCUCGAGGAACUUUUCAAAAUUCUAAACCUCCUUAUCUCCUUGGACCGUUCUCGACUCAAAGAGACCGAUACCUUGCUCACAUCGACGCUACUCUUCGAUAUAUCAUACUAGGUGCAGUCAGUCGCUAUGACUGUCUUGAUGCUUAUCUCUGGCAUCUAGAACUGAGGGAGCUGGUCAGUCAUAGCGAUGUUCUCGCUCAACCUAUUGAAGAAGUGCACAUAAAACAUGACGAUGAGAAAGGAGAUCAUCUCAUGUGGGAUGAGGAAGGGAAUAUUGUUGGUAUAUUGGAUUGGGAAUGGGCAUACACUACGACCAAAGGCGAAGCAUUCGCUGCUCCCUAUAUCUUUUACGAGGAUAUCGAUUAUAUUACGGCGGAUAAUAUUAUGACUAAAGAGGAACAACUUCUUAUUGAUUGUUACGAGCGCCAUUCAAGACCCGAUUUAGCAGAUUGCGUUCGAGGCGGAAGACUUUAUCAACGAUUACGGCACAUAGGUCAAUAUGCUGAUCAUAAUUGGAAAAGGGGAUUCAGAGAACCUUUCGGACCUAACCCUGCACCAAAUUUCCACCCACCCAAAUACGAUGUGGAUUGGAGGGUUUACAUGAUGAAAAGGUACACUGACGAUGUCGGCCUGGCAGACAUCAUGCAAAGAUCAAGGUGCACAAUUGAAAAAUCGGAAGAGGAGGCUCGCAAAUGGCAUCAAGAGAAGGAAUAG